AUGGCUGAAUCCCAGCUCGUAUGCAUGGAGGACGGCCACAUCGGUGUGAAGGUCCCGGAGAACAAACCCGAGUUUUACUACAGCGAGGAGCAGCGCGCGGCUAUCGAGGAGCUGCUGAAGAAUGGCGACGGUGCCUUUAAAAUGCGACUCAAAGAUGACAACAUGAAAGACUUUCUGUCAGCCAGAGAAGUCAAACACAUACUGAACACUUUCACAAAGUACGACACGGAGGAUGGUGGCAGCAGCAGCAGCAAAAGCAAAGACAACCAGGCAUCACCAUCCGGUACCGACACGGACUCGGGGGUCCAUUCAACCUACUGGCCGCAGAUGUCAGACACUGAGGUCCCAGCGCUGGACAUAGGCUGGCCCAGCGGGAAUAUGUUCAAGGGGGUGACCCGGGUCGCUGUACACACACACCCGCCUAAAGACAACGGACCUCACAUCAAGGAGGUGGUGCGGCGACUCAUCCAGGAGGCCACUAAGGUGAGGGGACCAAGGGGGUGACAGAGGAUCAUUGGUGCUGUUAAUUGAUAAUUACAUUACAUUUAAAAAGCUAAUGGAUUUUAAAUAACUUUAUCAUUUCGUGAUGUUCAAGAAACAGACAAAAAUAUGAAAUUAGUUGUUAAAGUAUAGCUAAAGUGAUAUAACUGGACAUGAUUGAAGUGGUUUGUGUUUACUGUACUAACCCACACAACACCAUUAACAGGAAGUUGAGAUCAUUUUAUUACCUGCUUGAAUCCUGCUCAUUUCUGUGUCCUAGUUAUCUUUGCCCCCACUGUAUCCAUAACACACCUACACCUCUGUCAGUAUUCCUGACCACAUGUGGAAACAUCUGAUGUUGAGAUACUGUCUGAAAACAAUAACAUGCUGUUUUCAAGAGAAGGCAGGGACAGGUUGGUUUAGGUUACCUUUGAAAUAAGCAAAUAUGAGGAAUGUGAACAUGUUGAGGACAUGUUAAGGACAAUUAAGCAAAGGCUGCUUUGUCCACAGGGGGUGCCAAACUGAAGCAAAUUCAUAGUUCCUCACAGGAGUGUUCAUUAACUAUCAAUUGUGUGUCAAAAAAUUGAUGAUUUGUCCUUAAAACAGUAGCGGUUGCAUAUUUAUCAGGGCCGAUAUUCAGUUCUUUGCCCCAUCAUCCAGAUCAGCCUUAUAUAUAUGAAAAUAAUAAUAAUAAUCAUAAUAAAGUGGGUAAAAUUAAUCAACUUUGGCUCUUCUGCAGACCUGUCUUUUCCCCCUUGGUCUGUUUUCUUGCACCACUUUGCCUUACUUAUCAUUCCACCCACAGCACCUUCUGAUUGGCAUCACAUGACCACUUGAUGUUUCUACAUCCUGACAGUAAACUGUCAGCUGUUCAGGCCUGCAGAUGAUGUUGAACAUUUUAUCUUUUAUCAAACUUUUGUUUAAUACAUUUAAGAAAAGUUUAUGUCAGCAUUUUUAACAUUUCUUUUUUUUUUUUUUACUUUACUUAUAUUGUCAAUACGUGUCAGUCCGUUUAUGAGAUUAUUGGCUUAUGAACCACUAAUAAUCAUCAUCUGUAUCAGCCCUGGAAAACGGAUGUCUGUAAACCUCUACAAAUUAUAAUGUAACACUCCCAAUUAGAUCACUCUGAUUUUUUUUUCAUUUAUAGGCACUUGAAUGCCACAUAAACUCACCAUGUGCCUUUAAGUGAUUAUGUCCUGCUCAAUCUAUACUUUUGUAGGUUUCUCUGUCUUGGUAUUUACUCUCUUUUUUCAUAUUUUCUUGGUUUCCUCAUGUUUAAAUGUGACAUUAUAUCAACUAAACUCCUUUCUAGUAUAAAAUCCUCCAGAGUUAACAGAGCUUCAUUCCUAACAGCAAAGGUCUGCUAUCAGAAAAUAACAGGCUGACCAAUAAGGAGUGAGUGUUUAACACAGAUUUAUAAUAAAUCAUGAAAAAGUAGUGUGUACAGUCGGUCCCAAGACAAUAAAGCCUCUUUAUUAUUUAUUGUUUUGUUGAAAGACCUCUCUUGUUUAUUCUGUGCUCAGCAUAAUCAUGCAGACAGUGAACUUUAAAGGGUCGUUUGAAACACUGUAGUUCUGUGCUCUAUCCUACCGCUCCAAACAACAGUGAAGGUCUUUGACUCUGACUUGAAUAGUGAACUUUUCGGGUCAGCCCUGUGAGGCAACUCAGCAGUGAGUCAGAAAGAGUUUUUCACUGCUGAGUUGCAAACUGUUGCCACAAACUUCCCUGCAAACUUACUGCAGAUCUUACAAUUUGAAAUUAAAGGCUUGGCCCCAAAAGAACAAACCCAUUUAUUGAGGGGUUGUUCGCUUUCAUCCAUUACGUGAAUGUCCUUUGCUUUGCCAUUUGGUUACUAACCGAUUCAAGCUAUCUCCUGGGCUCUUACAUUGUUUGCACAACUCUCGAGUUGAUUUGCAUUAUAAUUCCCAGGCUGGUUGAAUGAAACUCAAAGUGAUUAAUACCUCCUGACACAGUCAUCUGGAGCCUAAAGUGGGCUUGUGUAUUUGAGCUGAUCAUCAAAAUGUUUACUCACGGACUGCUCGAGCUCUGCUGAGUCAUCUGUUCCGCAAACUCAGCCUCACACAGAGGCAGGGUCUUCUCUGCUGGGCUCACCCUGCCUCUUUAAAACUGGGUCAAGGAGGACAAGAGAGAUGUAAUAGUCCGGGUUUUGUAAUUGGCUUUAUUAUGCAACUAAUCUGUGGAUUUCCCUGUCUUUUCCUACCCCCUGUUCUCUUUUGUUUUCACUUUGUUUCAAACAUAUUUUAACCUCGUUGUCACCAUUUCCUCCUGAAUACAGCUAUUGUACCCGAAUCAUUGCAUGUGUGGAAACCCCAGCCCUCUAGAUUCCAAUUUUUUGUAACUGUCUGUACUCUCUUGAGAAAAAAGUGAUUUAUAGUAAGCAGAUUGGUUUAUUCUUCCUGGUUGUUCUGCCGUUCAGUUAUUACAUUUCAUCUAUCAGCGUCCAGCAGCUAUAAUUGUCACCUCAGUGUUUUGCAAACUAGUUCAACUCCUUCUACGUUUUGUUUUUUAGAUAAACCGCAGAUGUAAAGUGGCAUCUCAUGUUUGUGGGUGUUUCCUGAACUUGUCAGAGAAAGCAGUUAGUUAAUUACACUGUGCGUUGUUUAGCCUGGUGUGCAUGUGUGGAAUGUUUCAAACAUAGCAGCGUCGAUAUCAGACAGGCAAAGAGCCCUUCCUUAAAUAACACACACACACACACACACACACACACACACACACACACACACACGCUAAAGAUAACACAUGUUGAGUAACCAGUUCUCCUGGAGGCAGCAUGUUCAUCUUUGUGCACAGAUAUUACACCCUGUGAAGGCUAGCUUGCUUCUUUGUAGUCAUACACACACUUACACACACACACACACACACACACACACACACACACACACACACACACACACACACACACACACACACACAGAGGGGUCAGCUCUGUGGUCUUCCUCAUACAGAGACCAGGUGGAAAUAUCAGGCCUCUUCUUCCUGACAGAGUAACAUUUGUUGCAAAUUUAAAGGCACAGUUUUCCAUGACUAAUCUUUUACAGGGAACGGUGGAGCAGCUGAAUAAUACACAUUUACCCUAACUCCCUCCUCUGCUGGGGCUGUACAUGUCCCAACAUGUGUGAGAAGACAGUCUCUCUCUCUCUCUCUCUCUCUCUCUCUCUCUCUCUCUCUCUCUCUCUCUCUCUCUCUCUCUCUCUCUAUCUCUCUCUCUGUGUCUGUGUCUCCUUCUCUUUAACUCUAAACUUUCUUCAUGCUCCUCUACCCAGAAGCAAUGCCCAUGUUAAGCUAACUAUUAUGCUCUACCACUGGGAUGUAAACAAGCACAGGUGGAAUUUUAAAAAAUGGAGAAAGUGUUAUUUGAAGGCUGCAAUCCUUAAGGUCCUUACACAUCAGGGCCAACACGAAUAUAGAACGCAAAAUUAUAAAAAAUUUGGCGAAUUUUGACCCGCCUGUCUAUACACAUCAAGCCCAAUGAGGGGGGGGGGGACACAUCCCGAGUGGAAGCGAGAAGACUGACACAACAGCAGACUGACUGUUUUCAGUUCUGAUUAGACACUAGUGUUGAGAUGUCUGUCUGUCAUGAUAGCAUCAGGGCUCUCAAGUUUUGAACUAAGCUUAGAGUGAGAUUUCCUGGGGGGGGGGGGGGGGGGGAUUGAAGAUAACUAUUGGUAUAAUUAUCUCUUAAAUACAACGGAAUAUAAGGGGCACAAUUAGAAAAAAAAAACGUUUUUAAAUAUUAAAGAAUAAAGUUAUUAUUUGGGAGAAUAAAGUCAUUAAUAUCAGUAUUAAGUCGUAAAGUUACCUGUUGUGAAGGAGAGUUGUUAAAAUCAGCACUGUGGAGCAUUUACUUUAGUAUAGGUUUCACAAACAUGGAGAUACUUAAGUACAAUUCAAUACUUAAUCCUUUGGUACAUGAGCAUUACACUGUCAUGAGUAUCAGAACUUAUAUUUGAGAUAUAUGAGAAAUGCUGCUUCUGUGGAGGGGAAAAUGGCUGGAAAUGGCUGUACAGAGACUAAAUCCGUCAAUACAGCUGUUAAUAGCAAUAGCAUAGGGCUUUAGUUUAUCAUAUGAGUUUAUAUGCCAUGAGGUGUUGAGGUCUCUGCAUGUGUAGGUUACUGACUUACUGUAAUCAUCGGGUCUAUCUCGUCCUUAUAAAAACCUGCUCUAUUACGGCGAGUGUCUGUCUUCUUCUGUAGUCAAACCGAAAGAUAUCAAAAUCUACUCGGAUACAGCAAUGCUGCUUUUUUAUUGGCUGUUCAGUAGAUAUACUUUAUUUGAUUGGCUUGCGCGUGGCACGCAGCUUCUGAACUCUCGGAGGAACUCAGUUGAUUCCUACCUGUUCCAUAGUUAAAGAGGUGCAACUUGGUGGACAUCACCAUGUUCAUUUAAAUGCGUGAGAAAUACAAUGUGUGGCGUGUGAGCGUGUGAACGGGUGGGAAUGCGUGUGUCACACGCUGAAUGCGUGAGACUUGAGAGCCCUGUAGCAUGUACUGAGUCGGGGCCAGUACCAGAUAAGCACAUUAAACUAUAAUCCAUAAACGUAAGGUAACAACUGAGACCUAAUGGUGCUGUGACAGCAAUGCUGUGAUUGAGUUUGAGACAGUGAAAAUACAUAUGGUAUGUUGUAUCUGAACAGGUUAUCUUACGAGCUAAAGUUACUUAGCACAGAUGAAAGUUAAAACAAAGAUGUUUAGCAAACUGUUAAAGCACUCAAACCAUCGUCAUAUGAGAAAUCCGACGCUAUGACUCUCCACAAGUUGUCCUUCAGGUCGUUAUCUUUGUAAUAUUUGUGUCUUUUAUCAAAAAGCACUUUAUUCUCUGACACGUAAACAAUUAGCCGGUCGGCCAUGUUGGAUUUACCGGUGAAUCAGACGUCGCAACAACAUGCAAUCUGAUUGGUCAGAAGUGGACACACAGUAUGCAAAACCAAAAUGAAGUCACUGCAGAAGUUCUCAAACUGCAGUUCAUUAAGUGUUCAGAAGCCAUAUACUGUACUCGCCCUUCCAGAGAAUCUCAUCUUUACAGUACAAAUAAACAUGUUUGUUGCCCGGCUUUGUCUGACCAUUUAAUUCAUUCCAUAUUUCUGGUACAAGCAAUCACAUUCUUAUAUACGACAAAGUGGUUGUAUAGGCCUGUGACCAAUCAGAUGAAGGCAGCAUGUGACACAGCACACAGUCGCUACAUUUACAUGGGCGCAAAUAAUCGAGGAAAAAAAAUGCGCCAUGUAAACAUGUCGAUGAGAAGAUUCUGAUUCAAGAAAAUUGUAUUCCGAUCGAGAGGGAUGGUUUAUGCCGAUCGUUAUUCCAAAACGCGUCCAUGUAAACACUUAUUCCGAUCCUGACUCUCUGUUGGGGCAAAACUAACCUGACUGCGCAGGUGUGCCCUACGUCAAUGUGACGCAUUUCUGCCGUUAGUAACAAGACGUAAACAUGGCAGGAUCCAAGAGCGAUUGGUCUGUGCCUGUCGCAACUUCUUGCUGGAUACAGUCUCUUCAUGUAAUGCAAGAUCAUUAUGUGCUUCUGGGCCUGCUUGAUGAUCAUGUAUGCUAGGAGCAAUACAGUUGCUCUUAAAACCUAGUACAGGUCGAUUCUGAAUGGAAGGAAAAAUCCUGAAUCGGAUGAAGUGAGCCACCAUUGCUAUUGUUGGUUUGUUGACAGAACAGGCGUGAAUACAACUUUUCUUCUGCGGCUGUCCAAAGGCUUCUAAUCUGAAUAAAGCAUGGUACAUGUAUAUGCAGAUCAUGAACAGAUUAUUUGAUUUUGCGCUCAUAGAAACAGUGUAUUCAGAUUUUCCGAUCCACUCAAUUUUUGAUCGGAUCAAGAAAUUUAGCACAUGUAAACAUGGCUAGUGACAGAAAUGUAAAAUACGAUGCCAAGAAAAGAAAUACACCUCUCUGACCAGUGAACAAAGCAUAUGCUGAAGCUUCUCUCCUUCUUAUUUUUUAAGAAUAUGCUGCUGGGUUGGCGCUCCUGUGUUGUCAUCUUAAAUAUAGAUCUCAAGUCUGCGACAUGAGUUUGCAAAAUUUCAGAGAGCUUUUUGUGAAAACUUGCAUGUGCAAAUAGUUGCAAAGGUUUCAUGUAAGGUGGCCCGUACAUAGAAUCAUUAAAUUUAGACAGGAUCUGGAGGAGUUUCCAUAUGAAAGAGGUUCUUAGGAUGCACUGCAGUAAAAUAAGACAAGAGUCUGUAGUGGAAAUCACUCCCAAAAAAAACAAGGUCUUUAAACACAAUGUGUUGUUGAACCCACAACUAUAGUUUAAAACUGUUCCAGGGUUUUCAUAAAUCCACUUGAUAAAAGGUGCAGAGUGCCUAAACAAUUAUCUUCCAUCACUGAACUUUCACUUCAACCUGAGGAGUGUGGCUGCGCAGACAUAAAGCAGGUGUACGCCUCUCUAAGGCACGGCAUCAAAGAAAAUGAUUAAAAGGUUUUGUUCUUUGAUGAUCCUCCUGUGAGAAAGUUUGAGAGAAUGAAAACCACACCCGUCUUUUACAUUCAUGUACACCUUGUUAGUCUGCAGAGCUCUGUGAUGACAGGUGUGCAGGCCACUUAGUUUAACAAGACUCAAAAAAAAAACCACACAAUUGGGGAUCAAUUAAGAUAUUAUAAACUUAGACGGAUGCAUAUAGAAAUAAAAGUAUAACAAAUUGAAUUAUUUUUCCAAAUAAUCACUUCCUCUAUGGCUCAUAACCUGUAACAGCACACUGAAAAUCACCAACCAAGCAGUGAGUGACUGUCUACCGCAGAAUACUAGAACAUAAGUGCUUUUAGUUUCAGCUGUUAAAGUUUCUGAGGAUAGACUGUUUCAGAAUAUUUCACUCUGAAUAUUCAAACCAAGUUUUUUACAAAGCAUGUUUUUUACAUGCGUCACUACAUGUACUGUGUGGGUGUGGUGGUGCAUACGGGAUGUCACUCCAGGACUAAUGGUUGAAAGUGAACUUUGGUACCUCUGUUUGUCAAAGGGUGGUCAUUUAUUUUCUUCCAUUUUCUUCCAAAGCUAGGAAGGGGCACUGUGUGUGAAACUUUUGUUUAUCUGCUUUACCAUGUUAAUUAUGUCGCACAACAAUCCUUCUUCUUCACAGAAAAGUGAACACUUAAGCCGUCAGAUUGAGCCCUAGCUAUCUCAUAGUUACAAGUACAUUCUUUUGAGCAUGUUUGACUGCAAGGUUAGCUAGUAUGCAGACUAAAAAUUGAGGUAAAUAAAAAAAUUGUAGCUAACAAACUCCUGAAGGUAGAAAAAAGAAAAGCAGGCCUGCCUCUUGGUCUGUGUUAGAUUCAGAACAUUCAGAGGCUAAGGCUUGUUAGCUGUUGUUGGGUUGGCACACCUUUGGUUCUCAUGGGGGUCCACUAAUUACCAGCCUUGGCUGAUUGUCAAGGCGAUGUUGGAUAUUGAACAAGUUAUCAACAAAGUUGUUUACCUCAAGGGGUGUCCUGCUCUCAAACUCAACUAUCAGAUCAUAGCUGAUCUGGACAUUUCUUAACUGACCAGGAAUCAAUCAUUUAAGCCGAUCAUCUCACCCCGAUCAUUAAUGUCGGCAGAGCUGGAUUUUGCAGCUAAACAAAAAUACUAUGGGGAUAUAGCAUUAGCAACUUCAUGGUCAAAAUGUCAGCAGUGUGGAGAUAAUUUGAGGGAGCAAAAAACAGUCCAGCAGCCAUUUGUGCAAGGCAGUAGCAGUAAAGCACUGUAAAUCAAAAAGCAAACAUGCAAAUGUAAUCAGCACGUUCACUUUUCAUCAGAGGGAAAGCACUGCUACACUAAGGCAACAAAAUCUGGAUUUCAAAGGGAAAGAUAAACAUUAGCUAAAGAGAUCACAGUGGGGGUGGUUGAAGUCAUCGCAUUGAACAACCAGGUGCUAUCCCUGACAGAUAAUAGAGUUUUUUGCAGCCUUAAAAAUGAUUUUAGACACAAUAUGACCACUGUUAGUUUGACAACAGACCUUUGUUGCUCUUACGAUCGUCUAAUGUCAUUGCUGAACUUCACACACUGGAUCAUUUCCUCCUGUUUUAGGUAUAAGCGUGCCAAGUUUCAUACCACACAGACCAGUUUUGUGGAUUUCCUGCAGCAGAGCAUGUAAAAUAGGCCAACAAGGACGUCACAUGGGAAUUAAAAAGGCAACAAAUAAUCUCAAAAUAUACUUGUAUCAGGUCAGGACUUGGUGUCUACAGAUGCUAACAAAUUCAAAAACUCAGAUCAUGAUCAAGCCCCAAAAAAGCUGAUUAGGACAUCCCCUAGAACAGUGGUUCUCAAGUCCAGUCCUCGAGGCCCACUGUCCUGCACACCUGAUUCAAAUGAUCAGCUCGUUAUCAAGCCAUUACAGAGCUUGAUAACGAGCUGAUCAUUUGAAUCAGGUGUGCCCCAGAACAUGUAGUUUGUGUAAUUCAUUUUUCAGACACUAGGGGUCACAAUUGGAAUGCUAGAGUUUCUGGUUUAUCAGAGAGUAAAAAAAGCUAAUAUAUGUGUAUAAACGCUUACAUAAAAUUCCGAUAAUUUUCUGUAGUUGAUUAUGUUCAUCACUUUUUGGUUUAUGGCUUAAAAACACACAACAGCACUUGUGUUGACCUUAAAUGCCUUCACCACUUACUUGCAGUUUAUUACAAGCUACAGUGAAGGAAACACUACAGGCCCUGAUGAAUCCCCUUUUUUGGUCAAAGCGAAGUGCAAACCUCAGCUAAAGCAGAAGCUGAAACCUCUCUGUGGACACUGACAGAUUCACCUCUUUCCUUGUGUUGCUGCAAAACUCUGUGAUCUGUCAGCCAGGAAGUUUGGUGGUUUUCCAGCAGCUUGGACUCUUUAGCGUGACCUCACUCUGCCCUCUGGGUGAGUGCAUCAGCGGGUAGAAAAAGUGCUUAAGUUAAACAGACUGGCUUCACCUGCUGGUUUCCUUUUAUCUGCCAAAGACGACAUUCUUCCUCACCGCAUUUUAUAGUUUGUUUUUCUUGCUCCAGAGAGCUAACGUAGUUCUGAGUCUGAGAUCACAUCUAUGUUUUUAACUACUUCUCACUUAGUAUUAUUAACUCUUCACAACCUCCUGGCAAAUCACAUCUUUCAGAUAGAAUCAAUUGAAAAAAAUGAUUGCUCUAACCGAUGUGAAUCCAGCAUUUGAGAAGAAAUUGUUGACAUUAAAUAUCAUUAGCUGAAGGAGGGUAAUGCACAUUUUAUCGUGGCGAUACAAAUCUAAAAAAGCCCUGGUCAUGGUUACAUUUCAGUGUCAUCUUUAAAGGUACAGUCUGUAGUUUUAGCAGCAUUUAACAUAACAGACUUGGUAGAAAUGGAGUGAAAUUGGCUAAAUAUAAAGAUCAUUUCAUUUUUUUUUGGAGAAUGUACCAGUCAUCUCAUGCAGAAUAGGACAGAGUAUUUCUAUUUCUACAAGGCUUGGUUACCGCUGACCGAUCUGAAGUGUUUUCCAACAUCGUUUUGUGAACUUGUGUUGUGUGCAAGAAAAGUAAGUGCCAAACAAAAAGUGCAAAUGAAGACCAGCAAUAACAAUUAACCUUAAAAUCGACCAUAAACAUACAUUUGCAUAUGUAACCAGUUAAAAAUCCAGCUGCUACAGAGAUUAGGAGAGUCAUUAAGUCAUAAAUCAUCUCAGAUUGACUUGUUUUGCUUGGCCUCGAUCCAGGGAAAUAAUUUUUGUUGUGCUCAACCAACCAGGUCUGCUCUCUCCUGCCGUCUUCUUGUAUCUGUAACUAAGUUAAAGUAAAACACAACAAAAUGGCUGCUACACGUCUUUUUUUUUUUUUUUCCUUCUCUCAGGUAAUAGCGAUAGUGAUGGACCUUCUCACAGACAUUCACAUCCUGCAGGACCUGAUGGAUGCAGCCUGGCGGCGCUCGGUACCCGUCUACAUCUUGUUGGAUAACCAAGGCGUGCCGCAUUUUCUGGAUAUGUGCUCCAGGCUGCAGAUUGGCUCUCAGCACCUUCGGGUAUGAUGACAGCAUUACAUAAGAGUUAAAUGUUGCAUAAUGUGUCACAAGGGGAUGACUUUACUUCCAACUUAAAGAGAUGACGGUAUUGGUACUGUGAAGUUUCAAUGGUCUUAGAUUUAAAUGGUUUACCACAGACCUGCUCAGUCAACACAGCCUUAAGUCUAUAAGGAGAUUUUAGAGCAUUUCAGCAGAACCUUGCACUUGUCCACAGCACCAAAAUGACCACAAACUGGUUUGCUGACCAUAGUAUUACUGAGCUUGAUCGGUCACCUGACCUGAACCUCAUAGAGAAUCUUGGGGCUAUUGUCCAGAGAAAGAUGAGAGACACCAGAGCAACAAUCCAGAUGAGUUAAAGGAGCUAUCAGAGCAACCCGGGCUUCAUAACACCCUGCCACCUCGCCACUGUCUCCUGUGUUUAUCUUCUGGCGUAUUGAUUUCCUGUUCAUGGUUCGGUUCCAAUUCUUUGUUUCCUCAGCGCAUCCGAGCCCGAUCACUCCAUGGAAUCGGCUUCAACCUGUCCUUCGGUAGACUUCCUGGUUCUCUGUGUAACAAGUACAUGCUGGUGGAUGGAGACAAGGUGGUGUUUGGCUCUUACAGGUGAGAUCCUCUGCUUGCUUUGCACUGAAACAUUUUAUUCCUGUUUAAUGAGAAUUUGUGUUUGUUGGGAUGUGUUGAGAUUGCAUGAUGUUGAAUAGGCAGUAACUCGUAGAUUGAAGGUCUUAGUUGAAAGGUUUGAGGAUGUUAGAUGUUAGUGAGUCCUCUUGUGUUUGUAUGAAAUUAAUAGAUUGUAGGGAACUGAUAAGAAAAGUCUGAAACCACAUCAUUUGUCUCUGUGUCAGUUUCUCCUGGUGUACGUCCCGUAUGGACCGGAACAUGAUCACUGUGAUGACGGGUCAGGUGGUGGACUUCUUUGACCAAGAUUUCCGAGAGCUUUACGCCAUCUCAGAUAAAAUGGACCUUUACAAAGAGUUCCACGUCAGUCCACCUGCUGCCAACAAGACUGAGACAUUACGCCCCAAACGUCCUCCUUUGCCUGCCACCACGUCACGCUUCCAGGUCACCUUGGGGGAAUCGCGGAAAGCUGACAUCCAGGUGCCUGCGCACAAAUUCUACAACCCCAAAUACUCAUUGGUGUUUGGGGACAACCCGCCUCGACCACCAGGGUCUCUGCAGGCACCUGGACCCAAAAGAAAGCAGACUCUGGCUGAAGUUCUUGAGGAGAUGGAGAUGGAGACAGAAAAGCCAAAAGUGACGAGCAGUGAUAAGACAGAGCGGAUGAGUCCGCUGAGUGCAGUAGCCCAGCUUGAAAUCACGAAGAAGCCAGAUGGGGCCACGCCAGAGAAACAGGGACGGCGGACAUUGAGGGUUGACUGGGAUAAACUGAACAAUAAGGAUCCUCCCAACAACCUGGCAGAAGGUCCGAUCCUCCCACCGAAAGAAAGUAAAAAGAAGCCCCCACGCCCACCCACACCAGCCCAAAAAAGCCCCACAACCACAGAAACCCACAAGCCUGAGGAGAGUCCUAAGAUGGUUGUGAAAACACCAAGCAAAUUAAAGGGUAGGAAGCUGUCUAAGCUGGGCAGGAAGGCAGUUUCAGAACAAGAGGUCAACUCUGGACAAGACAAUGAGAGUAAGUCAACAAAAUGUGUCAUUCGAAUCCAGAAUAAACAUUAAUGUGUAAAGACUGAAAUCAGUGAGAUGUGAAGAAGCAACAAUAGCUCUGUUCCAAUCCAGGGGCUGCAGCUUUAAAGGGCCCAACCUAACAGAGUAUUACUUUGCUGUUUGAAAGUCUGCCAUCUUGUUUAUAUUGGUGCGCAAACAAUCACGGUGUAUGCUGCACCAUGAAAAAUGCAGCCUGUCCAGUAUUUGGAAGGACCUUCAACACACCGCUGUGGCACAUUCAGUCUUUAGGAAAGCUACAGCCCCUGGAUAGGAACACAGCUAUGACUUCACAUUAUGUCUGUGCUAACUCAUCCUUUUUUUAAACAUAUAUUUACUGUUGUGUUUUUCUCACAGGUGUCGGAAGUCGUCGUCGAGGUAAAGGCUGUAAAGUCUCUUGAGGUGAAGCCUCCAGUCCGACCUCAGAGCACAUUACAUUUUUGGAACAUUUUACAGAGGGACAUUUUGAGCACUAUCUUUACCUGUGAUCAUGCAGUCAUGUAUAUAUUUUAUUAACAGCACCUGCACCUUACAGAGAGACCUCAUGAAUGUACAGUCCUGUGGGCAAUGAAAUGCACAGGUGUGGUGCCAAAUUAGAAAUACUAAGGCAAACGUCAACACGCUCGGGUAAAAGAUAUUCCCUGGUGAUUUAUUGCAGCUAUAUUGCGCUGAAGUUUCUUGAUCAGGGAACAGACAGAUGGUUUUAUGGGAUCAACUCUAGUGAAGUUUAUGUUUUAUACAUUAAGCGCAAAAGACAUCUUUAACGGUUUUUGGGCGUAAGGGAAUCUAAAAGAAGCAAUAAUCUGAUGUUACAAGUUUCUACAUGUUAUCGAUCUGCGGUUGUCCUUAAAAAACCUGAAUUCAGAGCAGUAAAACGUAUAACUGAGGAUGCAUCAGACCCUUUCAGAAUGAAACAGAAUUGGCAAUUAAAGUGACUUAAAAUUUAAUGACAUUUGGCUCAUUUUAAAUUGGUUGUAAACCUGCAUUUCUGUCUAUUUAAUGUGCUCUGAUGCAGGAAGUAGCAAUGGUGAGAUGAAGCCUCUUUCCAUCCAAUUGCUUCACUCCUGGGCCAAAGCUUCAUUGUGCUUCAUUUGCUCUACUGUGCCAUCAAGUGGACAAUAAAUGUAAAACAGGUUGAGUAAUUAUCAAAGACACGCCGAGGCUUUGGUGUGAGUAUGAAAUGAGUAAAUGUAAUGCAAUGGGUUUGUGAUACCAGUACAGAAAUUAUAAAGUUAUUAAUAUGGUGUCAAUAUGGAGGACAUAAAUAAUAGAGAGGGUUGUGAUGUGAAUGUGCUUGUGUUAUUUGGGUUGUGACUGUGCUUUUGUUUCAUUCAUUUUUAUUUCAAUACUUCUUUUCAACAAGCCUGAAGUCUAUUGACUGUGAUUGGGACUCAGUUGCGUUUUGCUGCCCCUUAUAUUUCGAAUCAUCCACCAAACCUGCGAACCGGUUCCUGAAUCAGUCACAUGGUACUGUCAGCUCAGAAGGCUUUGAAUGUCAUCACAUACGUCACCACCACAAGCUUCAAUUUGUGCUUUACUGAAAUUUUCCAGGAGUACUUGACACACGCUCUGAAGCCUUGACACUAAAGAAUACAUCACUAUCCAGGAGCCUCUUCCACUGCUGCCGUGCUUCAGAGUUGUUGUCAUUGGCUGAACUUUUGUUUCUCUAUCUAAAAGACAAAUUAUAGAAAAGUUUGGAAAGGGACAAAAAAUACCCAGUUACAGAGAACCUGUUUUUUGUUACAAGAUUUCAGCCAAUCUUUUUUUUUUUUUUUUUUUUUGGUGUAUUUAUUGAAUCUUUUAGAUCUUUUAUAACACUAAUGGCACAGAAAAAAGACAUGCACUCAAGGUUAACAUGCACAGGUUUGGGGCUACGCAGAAACUAAACAUCAGAUUUCUUUAUGUUUUUAGAGUGUCUUAUCUGGACCAAGUCUUUUCACUCAUACUCAUUGUUACUCGUGUUUACUCCUCCACUUUGGAAAAACUUUGACUCUUUGCCCAUGUCAAGUGGUUACAUCCAACACUUUUAGAUUGAUACUUUUGUGUAAAUUAUGGAAAAAAAGCAUAAUGCCACCUGUGAAAUCCUACAACAGGACAUAAACAGGAUCUUGAGUGGUUUCUUUGUCAGGUUUACAAACCCUCAUCUCUUCUGUGCUGACAAGAUCCUGCUUUUCUGUACAUGUUUUUGUUUUUACACAGUCUUUAUUUUCUUAGGUGUGUUUUAUUUGUGAAAAAUAUUUGCAGUGUUCAUUUUGUAUAACAAUUCGCACUUCUAACACGAGGGAAUUUUUUAACAGAGUUUGAAAUAAAUGGUCUCAGAACAUGAACAGCUUUAUGAGUUAAAAUGACAUUUUUUGUGUGCAGCCGUUGUGAGAGCAGUCUCUUUGGGUUGAUCAGUGUGCACAAUGACACAAGCAGGGCUCUGACAAUCACUGUGGAGACAGCGCCAUCCAGUGGUGAGGAGCAGACAUGAAAUCUGGAGUCCAAUCACUGCACCACACAAACUCUCCACUAGCUGCCCCUCUUGUCCACUCUUCUUUCAGCUUGUCUUCUUUGGGUGUUGGUAAACAGCUGAGACCUAAGAGGGCAACCACAGGCCUGCAGGGAACUCGGUUAAGUUGAGGGGGAUGUGGUGCAACACUGAAACAGGAUGUCAGAUGCUGCAGGAAGAGGCGUCCUCACAUGAAUAUUAAACAUGAAUAAGUCUAAUAAUCAACCG
Xyrichtys novacula (pearly razorfish) is the source of this 14797-nucleotide messenger RNA. The record is from the annotation of a GenBank genome assembly. NCBI's taxonomy places the organism in Eukaryota, Metazoa, Chordata, Actinopteri, Labriformes, Labridae.